Lotus japonicus is the source of this 2345-nucleotide messenger RNA. RefSeq lists its product as uncharacterized. Lineage: Eukaryota; Viridiplantae; Streptophyta; Magnoliopsida; Fabales; Fabaceae. Bases 586 to 1944 code for a protein of 452 amino acids. The record is from RefSeq and is a predicted model, not a curated record. The transcript is spliced from 2 exons.
UCCAUUGCCUAUACCCCACCACCUUCCACUCUCUAGAAUCCUCAUCAUCUUCCCCCUAACACCACCUCUUUUUCUGAACACACACAAAAAAAGCUUAAAUAACCUUUCCCCUCCUUUCAUUUCCCUUUUCUUUCUGCUCCUCCUCAAACCCUAAUCACACACACAAACACACCACUAGCUCCUUCUUCGAGGUGGUCAUGGCCUUUUUGUAAUUUUCCUCUCCAGGCUUUUCAUUACUUCCUUUCUUGCUUUCUUAGCUUUCACAUACCAUCACACAUAUCUUCCCUAACUAGCCAGUUUUAUUAUGUCAUGAGGUGAGAGAUCUAACAUGCUCACACCUUCUUUUCUCUUCUUUUUAUAGAAAACCUUUUUCCUUAGACAAGCUUCAAAAAGAUUUGCUUCCAUUGCAGAUCAAGGAUUCCAUCUUUCUAAAAGGGUAUAGUAGUAGAAGAAUUGAUCACCACCACCAACAUAGUUCUGAAUUUGAUCUACUUUUACCACUUCUUGUUCCAUAUUAUAAUCUUCCUUAGUUUUUAUCUCACACUUUUUGGUUCCCCACAACAACUUUUGCUUAAUUUACAAGCUAUGGACUCUGGCAACAGUGGAAGUAUCUCAUCCAGUGGUGAUGAAGAAUACGAUUCAUCACGACCUGAUCAUCAUCAUCAUCAAACACUUCUCCCUUCCACGUUCCUCAAUCAACCACCCCAAUUUGGUUCCCUCUCACACCCUUCCCUUGUUCCUCUUCAUCACAACCAUGUCCAUAACCAUAACCAUCCCUCUUUCUUUGAUGUUUCAUCAACCUACUUUCACUCCCUCUCACAACCCCAACCAAACAACACAAACCUAAAUUGCUUCCUAAAUCUGGAAACAGGUCCUUCACAAACCCGAAGAUCUGAACCCGAUUGCACUGCAGGAGCUUCACCAUCAUCAUCCUUGCUUCCACCUCAUCAUCAAGUCCUUGGUGGCAGUAUCGCCGUUGCCGUCGCAACAGACCCGUCGCUACAACUACGCUCCGUCGUCCACGACGACAACGCAAGGGCAGUUUCAUCAUCUCAAGCCAACGCCACACCGCGAAACCCGAAGAAACGAACCAGAGCAUCAAGGAGAGCACCAACCACCGUCCUCACCACGGACACCUCAAACUUCAGAGCCAUGGUUCAAGAAUUCACCGGAAUCCCAGCUCCACCGUUCUCCGGCUCAUCUUACUCUCGCCGCCUCGAUCUUCUCGCAACCUCCUCAUCCUUCAGGUCCAGUAGUACUACUUCCUCCUCUCAAUUGGACACAACCAGUUCCUUUUACCCUCUUCGUCCUUCACCACAAAGGGUCAUUCAGCAUCAGCAAAAUCAUCAGAAUCAGUUGAUUUUUCCUUCUUCUUCAUCAUCGUUGUUGCAGAGUAAUAGCCACAUGGUUGAUGGUUCCACUACCAACAAUUCCUCAUCUAAUAACUACCAACAGCAACAGCAGCAACUACCUCAUGAUCUGGGUCUAACGGCUUAUAACAAUAACAACAGCAUGUUGAACAUGCAUAACAACCCUAUCCUCGGAUUCCACGCUUCACAACAACCUCUUCACGCUUUUGGCAUUGGAGGGUUUGGUUCAAAGCCGUUACAAUCGCUUGAGGAUCUUGGUGUGGGCCAGGGCCACGUGAAUAAUGCACAUCUUGUUGCAACUGAAACUGGUGGUGGUGGUGGUGGUGGUGAUGGAGGAGGUAGAAGAGAUCCGUUAAUGUCGUUGGAUGGGAGUUACGGCGGCGGUGGCGGUGGUGGUAAUGGUGGGAAAGAUGAUUCUGGUGGUGGUGGUGGAUGCAAGUUGAACUUUUCAGGUGGUGGAUCGAGCACAUUGAACGGUGGUGACAAGACAUUGAUGGAGAAUAACUCAGCUGGUAGAGGGGAAGGUGCCGGUAGUGGUACUGCAGUUGAUUCGUGGAUUUGUUCCUCUGAUUAGACUAAACCGGAAUGCUAGCACAUGAUUGUACGUAUGAUUAGCAUUUACAAUGUUACCAAUGAUAGCAAGGGUUAUGAUAAUUUCAUUAACAAGUAUGCUAUUAUAGUUAUCAUUAUUAAUGUGUCUUAUUGAGACAAAACCAAUUGGGAACAAUAAUAUGUAUUGCAAUAGUUUUUUUUUUUUGGUUACAGAUCUAGAGGAAAGAUGUAAGCGAAUGUGCGGCUAAAUUCUCCAAUAAUAAGAAAAGAAAAACUGUUCCUCGUACGAACCCUUGUCUUGUGCUUGCUAUAUAUAUGAAAAACAUACUAUUUAUAAAAAGAAUAAAUCAGUGGGUGGCUGAGUGCUGCCAUCAACUAUGGAGCAUAUAUAUCAUCAUCGAUUAAAGUAGAGAGAGAGGGAUA